This is a messenger RNA of Orycteropus afer afer, 1022 nucleotides long. RefSeq names its product sperm associated antigen 7 (gene SPAG7). Lineage: Eukaryota; Metazoa; Chordata; Mammalia; Tubulidentata; Orycteropodidae. Gene Ontology annotation, molecular function: nucleic acid binding. The record is from RefSeq and is a predicted model, not a curated record.
CGCCGCCUCCUCUCAGUCUCUCCCAAGAUGGCGGACCUACUGGGCUCCAUCCUGAGCUCCAUGGAGAAGCCUCCCAGCCUUGGUGACCAGGAGACUCGGCGCAAGGCUCGAGAGCAGGCUGCCCGUCUGAAGAAACUACAGGAGCAAGAGAAACAACAGAAAGUGGAAUUUCGUAAAAGGAUGGAGAAAGAGGUGUCAGAUUUCAUCCAAGACAGUGGGCAGAUCAAGAAAAAGUUUCAGCCGAUGAACAAGAUAGAGAGGAGCAUUUUACACGAUGUGGUAGAAGUGGCUGGCUUGACAUCCUUCUCCUUCGGGGAAGAUGAUGAGUGUCGCUAUGUCAUGAUCUUCAAAAAGGAGUUCGCACCCUCAGAUGAAGAGCUGGAGUCUUACCGUCGUGGAGAGGAGUGGGACCCCCAGAAGGCUGAGGAGAAACGGAAGCUGAAGGAGCUGGCCCAGCGGGAGGAGGAAGCAGCAGCCCACCAGGGACCUGUGGUGGUGAGCCCUGCCAGCGACUACAAGGACAAGUACAGCCACCUCAUCGGCAAGGGGGCAGCCAAGGAUGCUGCCCACAUGCUACAGGCCAACAAGACCUAUGGCUGUGUGCCUGUGGCCAACAAGAGGGACACACGCUCCAUUGAAGAAGCCAUGAAUGAGAUCCGAGCCAAGAAGCGUCUACGGCAGAGUGGGGAAGAGUUGCCACCUACCUCCUAGGCACCCCAGCUCCCUUUGGCCCCUGGGGUAGGGCAGGGAGGAACAAGGCUGCUGCUAUUAGAACCCAUCCUGGAGCCCCACCUCUGAACCAUGUCCCUCCAGCUCUCACUCAGGCUGGGGACAAGCAGGUGUUUGAUGUCACUGUUGGAGCUUGGAUAUGUGUGUGGUUUGUGUAUGUAUGUGUGCACGUGUGUAUGUGUGUGCAAGAGUGUGACUGCACAGGUGGGUAUUUAAUCUGUAUUAUUCUCCAUUCUCCUUGGAUUUUUGUUCCCCAUGGGGUUACUUCCCAUUCAAUAAACACUGUUUGACCC